GCAAUUCAACCUUUUAAACGUUACAACAUUUGUUUUGGUUUGCUGACAUUACCGAAACCAAAGAACAAACUUGACAACUUGGUACGUGUUUAUUUUCGGCACCUUCAACUCAAUCCACCUUUCAUAUUGAUUUGGCAUUGAUUGAGACUCAACUCAAAUACAAACACAGAGAUCCUGUCAGAAAUCAAAUCACUUCCCUUAUUGUUCUUUGUUCCUCACAUUUUCUCUUCUCUAACUCAGUUUCAACUGCUGAUAUUGGGGUAAAAGGAUCAUGCUUGGGAACGGGGUUGUUGGGAUAUUGGCAGAAUCUGUGAAUAAAUGGGAAAGAAGGGCACCUUUGACACCAUCACACUGUGCUCGAUUACUUCAUGGUGGAACAGGUGUUUCUAGAAUCAUUGUGCAGCCUUCCACUAAGAGAAUUCACCAUGAUGCUCUCUACGAAGAAGUUGGCGCUGAAAUAUCACAAGACCUGUCACAAUGUGGUCUCAUCCUUGGCAUUAAGCAACCAAAGCUGGAAAUGAUAUUGCCAGAUAGAGCUUAUGCCUUCUUCUCCCAUACCCAUAAAGCACAGAAAGAGAACAUGCCUUUGCUCGAUAAGAUUCUAGCCGAGAGGGCAUCAUUAUUUGACUAUGAGUUAAUUGUUGGGGACAACGGGAAAAGGUUACUUGCAUUUGGAAAAUUUGCUGGUAGAGUUGGAAUGAUUGACUUCUUGCGUGGAUUAGGACAACGGUUUCUAAGUCUUGGAUACUCAACACCUUUUUUGUCACUGGGAUCGUCUUACAUGUACCCUUCCCUGGCUGCUGCUAAGGCUGCUGUGAUUUCUGUUGGUGAAGAAAUUGCUACACAGGGACUGCCAUUGGGGAUUUGUCCCCUGGUUUUUGUGUUUACUGGUUCAGGAAAUGUUUGUUCUGGUGCACAAGAGAUCUUUAGGCUCCUUCCUCAUAAAUUCGUAGACCCAUCUAGACUAAGUGACCUCCAUAGAACGGACACAAAUCAACCAAGGCACGCUUCAAAAAGAGUUUUCCAAGUUUAUGGUUGUGUGGUGACUGCCAAAGACAUGGUUGAACCCAAAGAUCCGACGAAAGUGUUUGAUAAAGCAGACUACUACGCACAUCCUGAGCAUUACAAUCCCACUUUCCAUGAAAAAGUAGCACCAUAUGCAUCUGUUAUUGUCAAUUGCAUGUAUUGGGAGAAAAGAUUCCCUCAAUUAUUGAGCUAUAAGCAGAUGCAAGACUUAACGAGUCAGGGGUGUCCCCUUGUGGGAAUAGCAGACAUAACAUGCGAUAUAGGAGGCUCCCUUGAGUUUGUUAACCAUGCUACCUCAAUUGAUUCACCCUUUUUCAGGUAUGAUCCGAUAACAAAUUCCUACCAUGAUGAUAUGGAUGGCGAUGGCGUGAUAUGUUUAGCCGUUGACAUUCUUCCAACAGAAUUUGCAAAGGAGGCUUCUCAACAUUUUGGAAACAUACUUUCCCAAUUUGUCGUAAAUUUGGCUCUGGCUACAGACAUUACAAAGUUGCCUGCUCACUUAAAGAGAGCUUGCAUAGCCCAUAGAGGAGUUCUAACCUCCUUGUAUGAUUAUAUCCCACGCAUGCGGCAUUCUGAUUCAGAGGAAGCAUCAGAAAACUCAGAAAAUUCUCUAUCUAGCAAAAGAAAGUACAAUAUAUCGGUAUCUCUGAGUGGUCACUUAUUUGAUCAGUUUCUGAUAAAUGAGGCCUUAGAUAUUAUUGAAUCCGCAGGAGGCUCCUUCCACUUAGUCAACUGCCAUGUGGGUCAGAGUGUUAAAGCUGUAUCAUUCUCCGAACUUGAAGUGGGUGCAGAUGAUAGGGCUGUUCUGGAUCAGAUCAUUGAUUCCUUAACUGCUAUUGCUAAACGAACUGAAAAUGAUAGAUUUUCAAAUCAAGAUUCCAGUAAAAUUUCUCUUACGCUUGGUAAAAUAGAAGAGAAUGGCACAGUGAAGGAGUUGGGUUCCAAAAGGAAGGCUGCGGUUUUAAUUCUUGGUGCUGGUCGGGUCUGUCAACCAGCUGCUGUAAUGUUAUCCUCAUUUGGAAGGCCAUCAUCGAGUGAAUGGAAUAAAGCAUUGUUGGAAGAUGAUUUUGAAUGCCAAACUGAUGUAGAAGUCAUUGUGGGAUCUCUGUACCUGAAGGAGGCAGAGCAGAUAGUUGAGGGCAUUCCAAAUGUAACCGGAAUCCAGCUUGAUGUGAUGGAUCAUGAGCGUUUGUGCAAACACAUAUCACAGGUUGACGUUGUUAUAAGUCUGCUGCCCCCUAGUUGUCACAUUAUCGUGGCAAAUGUUUGCGUCGAGCUGAAAAAACAUCUUGUCACUGCUAGCUAUGUUGAUAGCUCCUUGUCAAUGCUAGAUGAUAAGGCUAAAGAUGCUGGUAUAACAAUUCUUGGAGAGAUGGGUUUGGACCCAGGGAUUGAUCAUAUGAUGGCAAUGAAGAUGAUAAACCAAGCUCAUGCACGAAAGGGUAAAGUAAAGUCUUUCACUUCUUAUUGCGGUGGACUUCCAUCACCUGAAGCUGCUAACAAUCCAUUAGCAUAUAAAUUCAGCUGGAAUCCUGCCGGGGCCAUCCGAGCUGGGCGCAAUCCUGCCACCUACAAAUGGGGUGGUGAAACUGUACAUGUCAAUGGACAAGAUCUCUAUGAUUCAGCAACAAGACUAAGGCUCCCAGAACUUCCUGCUUUUGCUCUGGAAUGUCUCCCAAAUCGUAAUUCUCUACUUUAUGGGGAUUUAUAUGGAAUAGCUUCUGAAGCAUCAACCGUUUUCCGUGGAACCCUACGCUAUGAAGGAUUUAGUGAGAUCAUGGGGACACUGUUUAGGAUUGGAUUAUUUAACGAUGAAGCUCAUUCGUUGCUAACGGAUGAACGGAGACCAACUUUCAGAAAAUUCUUAUUUGAACUUCUGAAAGUUGUUAGUGCAGAUCUAGAUGGACCAUUAAUAGGAGAGAAUGACAUCACGGAACGAAUAUUGAUACAAGGGCACUGCAAGGAUUCAAGAACUGCAAAGAACACAGCAAAGACAAUCAUAUUCUUGGGACUUCUUGAGCAAACAGAAAUCCCUGCUUUCUGCAAAAGUGCUUUUGAUGUUGCUCGUUUCCGCAUGGAGGAGAGGUUAUCAUACACUAGCACAGAAAAGGAUAUGGUGCUUUUGCACCAUGAAGUGGAAAUAGAAUACCCAGAUAACCAAAAUACAGAGAAGCAUAGAGCUACUUUACUUGAAUUUGGGAAGACUGUGAAUGGGAACACCACAACUGCCAUGGCUCUUACUGUUGGUAUUCCAGCUGCUGUUGGAGCUCUGCUCUUAUUGACAAACAAAAUUCAGACAAGAGGAGUUUUGAGGCCAAUCGAACCUGAAGUAUACACUCCAGCACUGGAUAUUAUAGAAGCUUAUGGCAUAAAGUUGAUUGAAGAAACAGAGUAAUUUGCAUCUCUGAAGAGGGUGCUGAUGUAAAGGUAUACAUCAGUGUCUACCAUGCAAUGUUGGAUGCGAAUAAAUCAGAGUGACAGAAAUGGAGCAGAUGGGAGCAUCUCAGCUAAAAGCACUUCUACAGAAGCUGAUACCAAGUUCAAUUGCAGCAUUCCUUUCUACCACUCAUGAAGUAUGAUUCUAGAAUAAAUAUUAGUUGGUGUCAAUCGAACUAAAUUAUUAAUAUAUUAAUUUAAUUAUGUUUUUAUUUCGAGAACUAUAUUAUUAAUAGAUUAACAAUAAAUAUCUUUUAAUCUUUUUUUUUAUCUGUCAAAGCGUCAACAAAUUGUUGACAUAAAUGACUGAUGUCAUGUGAGUAAUUAUUACGUGGAAUUUAUUCCACACAAUUAGUUUUUUUUAAAUUAUUUUUAGGCUCAGAUUUAAAACAA
Molecule: messenger RNA, 3855 nt
Organism: Vigna unguiculata (cowpea)
Lineage: Eukaryota; Viridiplantae; Streptophyta; Magnoliopsida; Fabales; Fabaceae
Product: lysine-ketoglutarate reductase/saccharopine dehydrogenase bifunctional enzyme
Cellular component (GO): cytoplasm
Molecular function (GO): saccharopine dehydrogenase activity
Source: RefSeq, a predicted model, not a curated record